Messenger RNA from Serendipita indica DSM 11827, 4038 nucleotides. The record is from the annotation of a GenBank genome assembly. Lineage: Eukaryota; Fungi; Basidiomycota; Agaricomycetes; Sebacinales; Serendipitaceae.
AUGUCCACGUCCCUCCCACAGUCAUUUAGACAACUCAUAAAGCCCAUCGAGGCCGUCGGGUUUUCCUUUGACGACCUCGAAAAGGCCUUUCUCACAACGAUUGGAGGAGAAGAUUCAGAAGACGACGAUUAUUGCGAGAAAUGCGAGCGCGAACGAGAGAAAACAAGCCCGCGCCGCUCGUCGAAAUCAAAGACCGACAAAGUCUCCAAGCUCCGAGACUCUGUCAAACUCCACAAACCACACGGAAAUGAGGCCAAUAAUGCACUACGACAUGCAAAACUCGGCAGGGCUCUCCAUGGUCGAUUCGAGCUCCAUGGCGAUCCGCACGACUUGGACGAGGCCAUCACGCAUUUGUCCACCGCCAUGGCAAUCCUCCCUCCCAAACACAAACAUCGACCCAUGUACGAAUCAAACGUUGGACUCAUGCUGUGCGUCCGAUACGAGCACACUCGCUCCGACAAGGACCUCGACCGUGCCGAGCGCUAUUGUCGAAAUGCGCUGACCGCUCUUGAGUCGCAGUCGGAGGAAUCUAUCACCUCCAUUGACAAGGCAUGGUAUCGCGCCAACCUGGCUACCGCACUCCUCCAUCGGUACGAGCGUCACAAGCAAUCCCAGCACCUCGAAGAGUCGCUCUCCCUCUGGCGAACAGCCAUUUCCUCCCUCCCCGAUGAUCAUCCCGACAAGGCUCCCUACCAGUCCAACCUCUCCGCCGUCUAUCUCGCCCGCUAUCAGAUCAACAACAAUAUCGAGGAUCUCGACAGAGCUAUUAGCAAUAUCCGAGCAGCCAUCCGAGGCACACCAAGGGAUGACAUUCACUGGGUUAUCUACAAGUACAUGGCCAGCUCCCUCUUCUUCAAACGAUGGAGUCGCUCCCAGCGGGCAGACGACAUUGACCGGGCUAUAGAGUAUGGUCGAGACGCAUUAGAGGCGCUGCCGAACAAGCAUCGCUACUCGUCCAAAUACCAGUCGGAUCUGGCCACCAAGCUUCUUUCCCGAUACGACCAACGUGGAGAGUUGGAGGAUGUCAACGAGGCAAUCGACCUCUCCAAGGACGCCGCAGUGACUUUUGCGCACGCAAGCUAUCCAGCCGAAAGGAGUACCGCUCCUUUGAACCGUCUCACCGCAUUGGCCCAAGCACUCGCAAAGCGGUUCGAAAAGACAGAGGACAUAGGCGACCUUAAUGACGCCAUCAAGCAUGCAAAGCAAGCAGCUGUAUUGGCAGAUAAGAGUCGAUCCCCCGAACGACAUACUGCACACUUUACUGUCGCUGGUUUUAUCUAUACGCGCUUCGAGCGUUCUAACGACGAAGAGGAUCUCAACGAGUCGAUACACCACAGUACCAUUGCCAUCGAUGCCACACCACCCGCCAAUACCCAAGCAGAGAGGGAAGAGUUGGCAGAAAAGCUCUCCGUUCUCUCGUCGCACCAUCUCACUCGCUUCGAGUACCAACGCAACCCAGCAGAUCUCGACGCAGCCGUCAACAAUGCAAAGACGGCUCUCGACUUGAAAAAGGCGGGUGAUGGAAACGGUCCGAUACAACAAAACCCACACGCCGCUGCGCGCUACGCACUCGCUCUCGCGCUGUUCAGACGAUUCGAGCAAAAUGGAGACCUCAAGGAUUUAGAGGGUGCCCUCAAGAAUGCACAGCUCGCCUACGACGCCGUCUCAAAGCCCUCUCCGGCAUCGCGCCGAUUGUCUGUCUCCACCUCGCGCACAGCCGUCGCACCCGAAACCGACUCGCGCAAGAUUCUCUACCAAUCCCUCCUCAGUGGCGUCCUCUGUGCCCGGUAUAAGCGAUUGGGGAAGAAAGAGGAUUUGGAUAGUGCCAUUGCACAUGCAGAAGCCAUUCUCGCUGCGACUCCGGCUGAUCAUCCGUUGUACGAAAUGUACAAGAGCAUCCACUCGUUUGCGCUACGAGCUGCCGCGCCGGCAAAGGAGCCUGGUACGUCGCCCGACGACAUUAUCGCACAUGCACGAGAAGAGGUCGAACGUGCCAAGGCCGAGAGGGAUCCGAGUUGGGGUGUGCAAAUGCUUCGACUGUGUAACCUCUUAUACGCACGUUACGAGUCGAACUUGGAGCAUAAGCCUGAUUCCGCCGGGGCGAGUAAGAUUGCGGAGGAUUUGGACUUGGAGCAUGCUUUGGACGACUGGAGGAGGAUUGCUACCGCUGGCUUGCGGACGGUGCCUUCCCCGCCGAGCGUUCGGUUCCGUGCAGCGCUCAAGUGGGCCGACGUCUCGUGCCGCGAGGGACGGUACAAGUCUGCCGUCGAAGCGUACAAGGUUGCCAUGAGCCUUGCACCCCGCGCCGCGCCCGGAGAGGAGAAUGAACUUUUGCUCAAUACGUUUAGCCUCGCUUCCGACGCUGCUGCUGCUGCUAUCGAACGAGGCCAGCCAGAGACGGCAAUCGAGUUUCUCGAGCAAGCGCGCACGCUGCUGUGGAGAGAUGCGCUCGGUCUUCCAUGCGACUUGGACAAUUUGGAGCUCAAGAAUCCCAGCCUGGCUCGUCAUGUCACGGACGUGUUGAGGGAACUCGAACAAGGCCACGAUGCGUUUAGCCCCAACUCGCCGAUUGCGAAUCUGAACAUGCGUGCGCCUUGGAUGCGCGUAUCCGAACCCAAAGUCAAGAAUGAUUCCUCGCCAGACGACAAGUGGAACUCUGUUGUUGGGACGGUUCGCGCUUCGGAGAGCGGCUUCCAUGAUUUCCUUCGCCCGUGGACGUUUGAUAGCAUGCGGGUCGAGGGUGCUCCUGUUCCUGUUGGACCAGUGGUCAUUCUCAACGCAAGUCAUCUCCGCUGUGACGCCAUCAUCCUCGUUUCGACAAACGAGCCGUUGAUCGUUCCGCUUACGAGGACAUCUAGAUCUGAAUUGGAGCGGGUGGCGGCAAGGUUGAUCAAGGGUGUCAAGGAGCUGGAGGAAAGUGCCCUCACUGGCUUCCAGUUUGACAAAGUCGUUCUCGAGCCAGUCUUGAAGGACUUGUGGGAGACGGUCGUUCAGCCAGUGUUGAGCAAGUUGGACGAGGUCGCGUUGGGUGGUGGUAGGAGUGUCGGAUGGGUGACGAACGGUGUCUUUACCUGGCUUCCACUCCAUGCUGCUGCGAUUGUGGGCGAUGGACGAUCGAACAGGGCGGAAUCAAGCGAAGACGGUACUGCGACACCAAAAUCAUACAGCACCAAAUACUCGUUCUACUAUGCCACCACUCUUCAAUCUCUCCUCCACCCAGUCGUGAUUGACAAUCGCACCGAGUCCCGCGUACUCGUCGUUUCUGACCAACCGUCUCGACGCGCCUCGCUUCUUGGUGGAAACGUGACCAGCAUCCAAGCUCUCAAGUCUCAACUCGCCCCAUCACCUUCAUCUACGCCCGAACCGCAGAGCGAACCUGGCCGUCGAAACGUGCACAUCGAGUCCCUCGAGGGCCCUGCUGCUCGGCCAGAUUCUAUCCUCAAAGCGCUGCAACCUACUCCAAUCUACUUUGAGACUGGCGAAGACAAUGCAUCGUCCAAUGGUGUCGAUGUGAUCCACUUCUCUUGCCCAACAUUGUGCGAUGCGCUUCGACCCGCGAGCAGCGCCUGGCGCGUUGCUGACGGUUCCCAGAGACCACACCCGGAUCUCGUCUUCAGCAAUGCUGCCUCUUAUAGGAUCGACGGGCCGGCAAUGGCUGGAUCUGGAGACGUCCGACUCCCUCAGGAGCUGAUGACACCCGAGGCGGCGCUUCAAUUUGCUGGUGUUCGUGGUGUCGUCGGGCAGAUGUGGAGCACAAAGAACGAGGACGCGACGGUGGUAGCCAAGCAUGCCUACCAAGCCGCUGUCAACUCGGGUACAGGGGAGGAUAGGCGGAUCCACUCGCAUCCUAUUACGGGUAAGAUCCUCCGGGUCGGUCGCGCGUCGUUUGGUGCGUCGAGUCCCGAUGCUUCGACACCUGUUGGUGAGGAAGGUGUGCCUGUUUGGGAGACAAAGGGCGUCGAAGAUGCACUCGCUGCGUUGAGAGCAGCGCAUGUGCCAUUGUUCAGAACAGUUCCGUUUGUUCGCUAUGGGCCUUAG